AUGCCGAUCAACAAGUUUGGAAUAUCGCUCGGAAGAAGUGGAACGGAUUCGUACUAUCAAUAUAGCGGAUUAAUUAGAAACUACGUUCGCGAUAACGCUCUUUGUGUGGUUGCGACAGAUUUUGAUGCAAAGUCAUGCAAAAUUCGACGCGUAGCGCUGCCUGUAGAUGAUGACGAUGCUGUCAACAAACGAGGCUACCACUACAUACUUACUGUUAUCGAUGUGCUGAGCAAGCAUGCAUGGGUCGUACCGCUCAAGGCCAAGAGCGGAUGCGAAGUUACUGCGGCAAUCGCAAAGAUAAUUCGGGUCGAUGGAAGAUGUCCGAAAAAUUUACAAACUGGCAAUGGAAAGGAAUUUUACAAUGCGAACGUGCAGAAACUCUUGAAGAAACAUAACAUUAACCAUUAUUCUACCUAUUCCGUGAUGAAGGCAUCGGUCGUCGAACGAUUCAAUCGCACGCUAAAGAACGAUAUGUGGAAGAUGUUUACAUUAAAUGGAAACUAUAGAUGGAUCGACGCACUGUCACGUCUCGUAUCAGAUUACAACGCGCGAAAGCAUCGGACUAUAGGUUACGCACCAAAUUGGUCGACGGAGGUGUUUAAAAUCGGCAAAGUACAGAAAACUAAUCCCGUGACGUAUAUACUGGAGGAUUCCUGUGGAAAACCCAUCGCUGGAGGAUUCUAUGAACACGAGUUACAUUGCGUAGCUAAUCCCGAUGUGUACCUCGUUGAGAAAGUGUUGCGGAAAAGAGGAAAUGAGGUUUACGUGAAAUGGCUGGGACUUGAUAAAUCACAUAAUUCAUGGAUAUGCACGGAUAAUGUUUUGUAA
Vollenhovia emeryi is the source of this 828-nucleotide messenger RNA. RefSeq lists its product as uncharacterized. The coding region runs from base 1 to 828 and encodes 275 amino acids. The record is from RefSeq and is a predicted model, not a curated record. The transcript is spliced from 3 exons. Gene Ontology annotation, biological process: DNA integration. NCBI's taxonomy places the organism in Eukaryota, Metazoa, Arthropoda, Insecta, Hymenoptera, Formicidae. Gene Ontology annotation, molecular function: nucleic acid binding.